AUGUGCGGCCCGCCGAUCGCCAUCUUCCAGCUCAUCCACGUGCCCCCCAGCUUACACUCGAUGGUCGCGGGUGCAGGUGCCGGCCUUGUCAGCUCGAUCGCGACGUGCCCGCUCGACGUAGUCAAGACGACCCUCCAGGCGCAGAGCGUUCCACGAGGUGCAAAGGGCUACGAGGGCGUGUCCAAGACCAUUGUCCGCAUCUACCGCCAGAACGGGUUGCGAGGCUUUUACCGCGGUCUCGGCCCAACAAUAGGUGGAUAUCUACCGACAUGGGGCAUCUAUUUCACCGUGUACGACUUUAUCAAGGACCGUUUGCGACGCGUGCCGCUCGCUGUCGCGCAUCCAGACACGUCGCAUGUCGCUGCAGCCAUGGCUGCAGGCGCAACCGGGACGAUACUCACAAACCCCCUGUGGGUUGUCAAGACGCGGUUUAUGGCCCAGGCGACAUUGCCUCCAUCAGCCCCGAGAUACCGCAACACGGUGCAGGCGUUCUACAGCAUCUACAAAACCGAGGGUAUCCGCGCGUUCUACAAGGGCUUGGUUCCGAGUCUGUUCGGCGUGACGCACGUCGCCGUCCAGUUCGGGUUGUAUGAGAAGAGCAAGUCGUGGGCGAGCCGCGACGGGCGACAGCUUACGCCUACGGCGAUUCUUGGUUGCUCGUCCGUGUCCAAGAUGAUCGCCUCGCUCGCGACGUACCCGCACGAGGUCUUGCGCACACGCAUCCAGGUACAGCGCAACCGGCCAGCUGGUCCUCCCCAGCCUCCACGGCCACCAGAAGGCGCCGUUAUGUCUUCCGGGCCGGGUCCCAUCGGUGCGCCUGUGGGCUCGUCAACAAGAGUGCCCCCGGCCGCGCUCUACUCGCCGCUCGUGACCGGCUCGGAGCCACCAUACCCUCAGAAGCCCGAUCAGCCCAUGUCGGGCAAUGGGAGAUUACGAAGAUGGCAACCCAAGCGCGGUGGCAUCAUCGACGUCUGCCGCCUCAUAUACCGCCAGGACGGGUGGCGCGGGUUCUACCGCGGCCUCAGCAUCAACCUCGUCCGCACCGUGCCCAGCUCGGCCGUCACCAUGCUGUCGUACGAGCUCAUUAUGCGCAAUCUAGCAUUGUCCUCUUCAUGA
This is a messenger RNA of Cutaneotrichosporon cavernicola, 1116 nucleotides long. RefSeq lists its product as uncharacterized. NCBI's taxonomy places the organism in Eukaryota, Fungi, Basidiomycota, Tremellomycetes, Trichosporonales, Trichosporonaceae. The coding region runs from base 1 to 1116 and encodes 371 amino acids. The record is from RefSeq and is a predicted model, not a curated record. The transcript is spliced from 3 exons. Gene Ontology annotation, biological process: NAD transmembrane transport. Gene Ontology annotation, molecular function: NAD transmembrane transporter activity.